Drosophila ficusphila is the source of this 654-nucleotide messenger RNA. Its product is annotated as myotrophin. The record is from RefSeq and is a predicted model, not a curated record. Gene Ontology annotation, biological process: regulation of barbed-end actin filament capping. The transcript has a single exon. Gene Ontology annotation, molecular function: protein binding. Lineage: Eukaryota; Metazoa; Arthropoda; Insecta; Diptera; Drosophilidae. Gene Ontology annotation, cellular component: nucleus; cytoplasm. Bases 116 to 484 code for a protein of 122 amino acids.
CGUAGGCAUAGAACAUACAAUCACUAGAUUUUCCAGAAUCACACUGAAAAACAAAACAACCGACUCCGGGAAACUGUUGUGCAACUCACCGAAGGAGAAACUCAGACAGAAAGCAAUGAGUUCCAAUAUUGAAGACAUUAUCUGGACGAUCAAGAACGGGGAGUACGAUGAGGUGGAGCGCGUUUUCCUGGCAGGAUUGCAUAAUGUCAACGAUCAGAUGGGCCUUCGAUUUCCCCUGCACUACGCCGCCGAUUUCGGCCAGUUGAAGCUGCUGAAGUUCUUUGUGAGAAUUGGAGCGGAUGUUGAUCGGAAGGACAAGUACGGCAUCACGCCCCUUUUGGCGGCAAUUUGGGAGGGGCACACACGGUGCGUCGAGUUCCUGCUCGAAGUGGGCGCCAGUCGGACUGGAAGGACUCCCGAAGGACUCAGCUAUGCAGAGGUCGCCGAACAGGACGAAAUCCGACGCCUUCUUGAGCGCAACUAAGGUGAUAGAUGGUUUCAGAAAGGCUUCGUUCCAUUCCAGUCAUUUGUUUACAGCUUAUAAAUUUAUAGUGUAUUUCAAUUUUUGCCUUUGUGAAAUUGGAAAUUGAACAACAAGCGUUGUACAAAAACCUUUGACAUUUAAAAAUACAUUUCAGGUGCUUUUAUGCCUUA